AUGACUCGGGAUUUCGCAGGCAAGACGGCCAUAGUUACAGGCUCUGCAAGAGGUAUUGGAGCCGCCAUUGCUAUCCAUCUUGGCCAAAGAGGUGCCAACGUACUGGUGAACUACACCAGUGAUCGAAGCAAAGAAGCCGCCGAUCAGGUCGGCAGCAAAGUCAGCAACUCCGGUGCCAGAGCUGCUGUGAUUCAGGCCGAUGUAUCGAAAUCAGAGGGUAGAGAAGCCAUGGUGCAGAGAGCCCUGGAGCUUUCUGGGUCCGAGAGGAAAAUAGACAUCCUUGUCCAUAAUGCUGCUGUAGGCGAUGAUUGUGGUCUGGCAGACCUUUCGGACGAACUUUAUGAUCGAAUUAACGACACCAAUAUUAAAGGCAAGUUUAGCGUUGCCUUCCUCACGAAAGCAGUCUUACCGCAUAUCGCCAGAAACGGCAGGAUUGUCUUAAUGUCCUCAAUAUUUGCGAGACAGGGCAAUCCUUUGACAUGUCUCUACUCGGCAUCCAAGGCCUCGCUUGAGGCGUUCGCACGAGUCUGGGCCACAGAGCUCGGUCAAAAGUACGGAGUCACCGUCAAUUGUGUCAACCCUGGCCCAGUCGCCACGGAUAUGUGGUUCUCGACCGACAAAGAGCUCCUUGAUGCUAUGCAGCCGACGAUUGAGGCCACUCCAGCUGCACCACGAGUCGGCGAAGUGGAGGAUAUUGCUCCCAUUGUCGGAUUCCUUUGCUCAGAAGAAAGUAGAUGGGUCACUGGAAAUGUUAUCUGUGCCAACGGCGGAAUGUUGUUCCACUGAGAAGGCAGUUCUGUUCUCAGGUGGCUACCAAAGCAAUCAAUGCCCAUGAAUAGAGUCAUAUUAUCAUCUAUGUAGUAAAC
Molecule: messenger RNA, 866 nt
Organism: Exophiala viscosa
Lineage: Eukaryota; Fungi; Ascomycota; Eurotiomycetes; Chaetothyriales; Herpotrichiellaceae
Product: putative short-chain dehydrogenase
Exons: 5
Coding region: 1-786 (261 amino acids)
Molecular function (GO): oxidoreductase activity, acting on the CH-OH group of donors, NAD or NADP as acceptor
Source: RefSeq, a predicted model, not a curated record